Molecule: messenger RNA, 800 nt
Organism: Parathielavia appendiculata
Lineage: Eukaryota; Fungi; Ascomycota; Sordariomycetes; Sordariales; Chaetomiaceae
Exons: 1
Coding region: 60-509 (149 amino acids)
Source: RefSeq, a predicted model, not a curated record
CCUUUGGCGAACAAGCGUUAAAUUAAACACAUCAACGCAAGGGCACUUAGACUGGCAACAUGCUCAGAGCUGCUGAGCCAACGACCGUCCCUUUCGACAGCAUUAGAAAUCAAGGGCUCUGUCAGCCAAUCAGAACUGGAGAGAAGCCCUUCCGUUCGCCGUUUUGGGAAACUUGCGAUGAACUUGUCCAGGCCCAGGGCAAUACACGCCAUAAAAAUCACGCGAGAGGUUUGGACUCUUCUGGAGCACUAACGAUAUGGAUCCAGUGGUGCAGCUCAGGCGUUCUUAUACGCAAGCACCCUAUGCUUCUCCGUUUUCUGGGUAAUCACUUGACACCUUUGCCAUCAUCGUUUCUUCUCCAUCAUACUCCGACAUGUGGCAGCAGCGCCAUCAGCCAGCCGGUGUUUCAAUCUGAAAUUCUGACACGACAUGGCCAACAUCAAAUACCGCCUCACAGCAACCUUGACCAAGUUUUACAGACUGAUGCCAGAGAAUUAAGUAUUUCCUAACUCACUACCCUCCCUCGACCACUUAUCUGUCGAAUUCUCCCUCCUACGCUUGAUUCCUAACCGAUCCGCCAUCACGAGACGCCAUCUCGUUCUUCAGGCUGCGAGGCAGGCGAGGUCCGGGGAUGGGCUCCCCGUCUCCCAUACCAAAACCACAAGUUCAAAACGCUCUGCUACCUCAAGUCUCUCAUGGUUUGCCUUGACUCCUUUCUACUACGGCAAAACGCUUAGUCACAACACCUGGCCGUCUUUGCUCUGCCGGCCUGCAUAGGGGACUGGCGCGAGUCGGAUCGG